Molecule: messenger RNA, 1258 nt
Organism: Arachis ipaensis
Lineage: Eukaryota; Viridiplantae; Streptophyta; Magnoliopsida; Fabales; Fabaceae
Source: RefSeq, a predicted model, not a curated record
UGUGUUAAUUGAAGGGGAAUUUGUGAAUCGAAUUUGGUAAUUUCUAAAAAUGUCAUAUAUAAUUAGUAUCUUUGUAUAGAGACAACAGUGAAGAAAACACGAGGACCUACACAAUGCUUGAAGAUUCAUGCAAGAUAGUUGGAAGAUAGAGAAGAAAUUACUGUAGAUAGUGAAGGAGAGGCAAUUGGUCCUACUGAUGAAGCUGUAAACAACUUGAGCAAAUUUUUGGGCACAGUGGCAAGGAAUUCAGAUUUUUGUCCAUUAAUUUACACAAAUUGGAAGGGGAUUAAAGAUAAAGAAGCCAUUUGGGAAUAUGUUCAAGUGAGAACUUUAGUCUUGUUUCUUUUUGAAAGUAUUUGGAAAUGUACACAUGUAUUUUAUUCUUACUAGCAAAUAAUAAUUGUGUUUUAUAGGCUAAAUUUAUUAUUCCAACUGAAGGAAAGAGGAUGGUCCUUGCUCGUAUCAAUGACAACUGGAGAAGGUAUAAGACUACAAUAAAGCAAACUCAUUUUCUACCAUACAAAUGUGUUAAUGAGAUGCUGAAAAAUUGUCCUAAGAGCAUACCUGAGAGUCAUUUUCGCAAGUUAAUUGCUUAUUGGAGAACUGAGAAAGUUAAGGCACAUUUGCAAGCUGAGAAUAAAAAGUCUAAAGAAUCAGCAAUUAGAGCUUUCCAAUCCAUAUUUGGGAAAGAGAAGGCAGGAAGAGUGCGAUGUCACGGAAGAGUAACCACACCAACUUUGUUGAAGAAAAAUGAGGAAAUUGCCACCCUUAAGCAGCAACAUGAAACUGAGAAAGCAACAUUAGAGAAUAAGGUUGAUGUGAUGCAAAAAGAAGUAGAUGAACUAAAAUCGCUUGUUAAGAUGAUGCUGCAACAAAAAAGCUCAGGAGUAGACCUUGACAUGUUAGCUGCUCAAUUAGGAAGCACUCUAGGGAAUCCGAACAAUGAUGCGCAUGAAGAGGAAAACUAUGUUGAAGGGGAAAUCGAACUAGAUUAAGGUCAACUUUUUAAAAGCAAAUGUUAUAGGGUAAAAGUCAUGAACUUGUGGACAUGAUGACUAUUUGCUACUUAGCUAUUUCAACUCUCUCUUUUGUUAUUAUAUUUUUUGCAAACUUAGAUGAUAUUGUGGAUCUUACAACAAUUUUUAUAAGUUAAAUUUGAUGGGAAAUAUUCAAUUAUUUUUCUUUAGUGACUUAAUUCAAAUAGUUUAGAUUACUUAUUGACACUAAACAAUUAAAAAAAACCUGAAAUUAAUUUAAU